Messenger RNA from Pelobates fuscus (common spadefoot toad), 2690 nucleotides. RefSeq names its product gastrula zinc finger protein XlCGF48.2-like. NCBI's taxonomy places the organism in Eukaryota, Metazoa, Chordata, Amphibia, Anura, Pelobatidae. Bases 1 to 2583 code for a protein of 860 amino acids. The transcript has 4 exons. Gene Ontology annotation, biological process: regulation of transcription by RNA polymerase II. Gene Ontology annotation, molecular function: DNA-binding transcription factor activity, RNA polymerase II-specific; RNA polymerase II cis-regulatory region sequence-specific DNA binding. The record is from RefSeq and is a predicted model, not a curated record.
AUGACGGAGAAGAUCCUGGAUCUGACCCUGGAGGUCAACUACCUGCUGACUGGAGAGGAUUACAUUGUUGUGAAGAGAUCUGACGAUCCUACAAUACAGAGAAGCAGUCCCUGUGUGUUAAGAGGAUCCUGCCAGACCCAGGGCUCCAGCACGGUGUGUCCACCUCACUCACUGAUACAUGAGGGAAACAACGAGCAGAACAUCCUGGAACUGACCAAUCAGAUCAUCCACCUGCUGACUGGAGAGGUUUGGAAGCAUUUAAAAGGGCAAAAGGAAACUUACAAGGAAGUGACGGAGAGUCACCACCCCCUCAUCUCCUUGGAUGGUUCCAUAAACAGAAAUGAAAUCAGUGGAUUGUACACUUCAGUUUCUUCUCCGGAUUGUGUAACCAAAGAUCACGAAAUCACAAGUGAUCGAAAAAUAAACUGCGUUACAGUCGGUACACCAAGCAGUAAAUCUUUGAGUCAUGAAACUACAGAAACCGAGAAAGUAAAUCUCAUAGACAUUAAUACGCCCAUAGAACAUAUACAGACUGAAGAUCCAUCUCCUCAUAUUAAGGAGGAACCAGACUCGUGUGACGAAGGAAAUCUCCAGGACACAGAUAUUUAUACACCCAAAGAAGAUGCACAGAUCGAAUAUUCAUCUACUCAUAUUAAGGAGGAAUCUGACUCGUGCGAGGAAGGAAAUCUCCCAGACACAGACAUUUAUACACCCUCAGAAGAUGCACAGAUAGAAUAUCCAUCUACUUAUAUCAAGGAGGAAUCGGUCUCAUUGGAAGAAACAAAUGUUGCUGAAGCUGCCAUUUAUCCAAUCAACAGAGAUAUACAAAUGGAUUAUACAUCAAAGUGUGAAUCAGCAUCAAAUAUUCAAGCAAAACAUAUUCUCAUAAGCAAUAAUAUUUAUACAGGCACAGACAAUACAGAGGCAGAACAUCUCCCUAACCUUAUUAAGGAAGAAUCUGUGUCAUGUGAAGCCAGCACUCUCACCAGCACCGAGGUUUAUACACCCACAGGAGAUAAACAGAUGGACUAUACAUCAAAUAAUGAAUCCCCAUCACACAAACAAGGAAAUCUCAGAGACUUUGACAUUUAUACACCCAGCGAGUAUACACAGAAGGAGUAUCUAUCUAGUCAUGUUAAGGAAGAAUCAGCUUCAUAUCAAGAUGUAAAUCUCACCAUCCUAGACCUUCUUACCCCCACUCAUCAUACUGAAACACAAAACAAAGGAAAUAGUAACUGCUUUGAUGGUGCUAAUGUUUCGUCUACCAAUCCAGAGCUUGUUAAACAGAAGAGUGUCAACAAAGGAAAUACAUUGACCAGUACAGAUUACAUUGGAAAUGAGUGUUUUAAGCAGAAACCACAUCUUCUCACACGUAAGAGAACUCAUAAAGAGAAUAUAAUUUUUUGUUCUGAAUGUGGGAAAUGUUUUGCUAAAAUGUCACGUCUUCGGAUACAUAUGAGGAUUCACACAGGAGAGAAACCAUUUUCAUGUUCUGAAUGCGAGAAAUGUUUUGCUUGCAAGUCAACUCUUAAGACACAUCAAAGGAUUCACACAGGAGAGAAACCAUUUUCUUGUUCUGAAUGUGGGAAUUGUUUCAAUGAUACAUCAACUCUUAAGACUCAUCAAAAGAGUCACACAGGAGACAAACCAUUUUCUUGUUCUGAAUGUGAGAAAUGUUUUGCUCUUAUGUCAACUCUUAAGAAACAUCAGACGAUUCACACAGGAGAGAAACCAUUUUCUUGUUCUGAAUGUGGGAAAUGUUUUGCUCGCAAGUCAACUCUUAAGACACAUCAGAGGAUUCACACAGGAGAGAAACCAUUUUCUUGUUCUGAUUGUGGGAAAUGUUUCACUGAUUUUUCAACUCUUAAGAGUCAUCAAAAGAGUCACACAGGAGACAAACCAUUUUCUUGUUCUGAAUGCCAGAAAUGUUUUGCUCACAAGUCAGUUCUUAAGAAACAUCAGAGGAUUCACACAGAAGAUAAACCAUUUUCCUGUUUUGAAUGUGGAAAACGCUUUCCUCAAAUGUCAUAUCUUAAGAAGCACAUGAAGAUUCAUUCAGCUGAGAAACCAUUUUCUUGUUCUGAAUGUGGGAAAUGUUUCACUGAUAUUUCAACUCUUAAGAGUCAUCAAAAGUGUCACACAGGAGACAAACCAUUUUCUUGUUCUGAAUGCCUGAAGUGUUUUGCUCACAAGUCAACUCUUAAGAAACAUCAGAGGAUUCACACAGGAGAGAAACCAUUUUCUUGUUCUGAAUGUGGGAAAUGUUUUGCUCGCAAGUCAACUCUUAAGACACAUCAGAGGAUUCACACAGGAGAGAAACCAUUUUCUUGUUCUGAAUGUGGAAAAUGUUUCACUGAUAUUUCAACUCUUAAGACUCAUCAAAAGAGUCACACAGGAGACAAACCAUUUUCUUGUUCUGAAUGCCAGAAAUGUUUUGCUCACAAGUCAAUUCUUAAGAAACAUCAGAGGAUUCACACAGGAGAGAAACCAUUUUCCUGUUUUGAAUGUGGGAAGUGUUUCAGACGGAGUUCAGGUCUUCACUCACAUAAGGUGAUUCAUACAAGAAUUCAUCCUCUUGUUUAGAACAUAGAAAAAUCUUAUUGUAAACUUAAUACUUCUAUGUCUGAGGAUUCAUACAGAUUGUAGUAAACGUAUGAAAUUAAUAAUAAAAAUAAUUACUUAAAAACCUA